AUGAGCGGGCAGGGGGAUCCGCCCGCGGGGCGCGGCGGCGGCGACGCGCCAGCCUCCGGCGACCCCAACGCCGGGUUCACCUCGAACGAUCCGGUCGCGGCGAUGGCGGCGGCGAUACGCGCGCAGCGUGAGGCGCAGGAGCAGGCGGCGCGGCUCGUGGAGACGCAGCAGGCGGCGAUGCGCGCAGCCGCGCUGGGCGGCAUGAGUCCGUCGCAGUACGCGGCGAUGAGCGCGAUGGUGCUCCAGCAGCAGCAGCUCGCGGCGAUGCAGGGCGCGAUGGCGGGCACGAAUCCGCAGGCGAUGGCGGCGAUGGCGAUGAUGAUGAACCCGGGAGCCGCUCAGGCGGCGGGGAACAUCUUCGCCACACAGCUCGGCGCGCUCGCCAACCCGCUGGCGCUCGCCGCGACGCAGGGCUCCACGGCCACCGCGCUCGCCGCGCUCGCGCCACCACCAGGUCAGCUCGCGCCAACUUCGCCCGCGCUCGAGACCGCCGCGGGGCUCGACCGCGCGGCGAAGGAGGAGGCGCGGGACGAGCCGACGGCUGAAGUUUCCGCUCCCGCGGGCGGCGCGGGCGAUUCGCGCGCGCCGCCCGCGCCGCCCGCGACGGCGCCAUCCGCACAGCCGUCCGCGCGGGGAGCGAGCAGCCCCGCGCGAGCAGCGGACGCGCCGGCCGCCGCGCGCGUCGCGGUCGCGACGGACGCGCCGACGCCGACACCGACAGAGGCGGUCCAGGCGAAGAGCGAGCCCCGCGAGCCGCAGACGAAUGCCUUUUCGGCGCCCCCUUUGACGGAGCCGACGCCGACGCCGAUCGCAAAGUCCGACACAGCUGUGCGCGACGACGCGACGACUGAGCCGAAGCCCCUCGUCGGAGCCGUGGCCCAUGCACAAACGGAGGACCCGAACGGCGGCGGCCAGAUCGACGCCAAGACUCUGGAGGAGAUCCCAGCGGACGUCCUGCGUGAGGCGCUAGGCGGCGGCGCUCGUCGAUCCGGUCGCAAGACGAAGGCGCGGGUGGUGAUGAUCGACGGCGAGCCGGUGUUGAGGUCCAACGCGUACGAUAUGCAGUCGGGGGAACCGUCCGUCUUCGACAAGGAGCUCGGGGACGAUAAGAAGGACGCCGUUGACGGCGACGGGUCAUCAGGCGGGCGGACCACGUACGUCUUCGAGGAGGUGAAGAAGCGUAAGCCCUACGGCCCGCGUAAGCCCUACGGCCCUCGGAAAAAGAGCGACGAGGAGCAGGCGACGGUUCGGCACAACAAGAUCAUCGAGAAGGAGAUCGAGCUCGCCAACCAGAAACGGGCGAGCUACCUGCACAGGCAAGCCAAGGCGCUCGCGCCCUUCGUCGAGAAGAAGGUUCUCGAUAAGCUCGAGGAGGUUAGCGACGGGUACAAACCCUCGGAAAAGGUUUUGGUGCCAGUGGAUAAUCAACCGGAGUCCAUCAAGGCGGUGUUGAGGGAGUACCAGCUCGAGGGCAUCCGGUGGUUGGUUCGGAUGUUCGACGACGGGUGCAGCUGCAUCCUGGCCGACGAGAUGGGCCUGGGUAAGACGCUGCAGUCCAUCUCGUUCCUCGCCGCGCUCCGGGAGCUUCGGGGCGUCGACGGUCCCCACCUCGUCAUCUGCCCGCUCUCCGUGUUAUCGUCGUGGAUGGACGAGCUGCAGAAGUGGUGCCCAAAGCUCCGGGUCGUGCGCCUGCACUCCACGGACGAGGGAGAGCGGCAACGUCUGCGCAAGGAGGUGGUCAUGAACGUCGCGUCGUACGACGUCGCGGUGACUACGUACGAGAUGGCGUGCAACCCCACGUUUAACCUGACGCUGUCGCAGAAGGUGUACUGGCGCACCAUGAUCCUCGACGAGGGGCACAAGGUGAAGAACGAGGACACCGCCGCGCACUCGGUUCUUUCGAGGGUGCACAGGCAACACACCUUGCUCCUGACGGGCACGCCCGUGCAGAAUAACCUGCACGAGCUGUACGCCAUCCUCUCGUUUUUGCACCCCGACGUCUUCACGAAAUCAGCCGCCUUCGACGAAGCCUUCGACCUGGGCACCUCGUCGCACAAGGUGGACGCCGACAAGUUGGAUUUCGCGCACUACCUCAUGAAACCGUUCGUGCUUCGAAGGGUGAAAGGGGAGGUGGAGGUGUCGCUGCCGGAGAAGACGGAGACCAAGAUUAUGUGCCCGCUCUCGCCGGCUCAGACGUUUUGGUACCGCAGGCUGCUCAUGCGGGAGAGCAGCGCGUUGACGUCUGUGGAAGCCGCCGAGCUGAGAAAAGCCAGCGGCGGCGGAUCCGGAGCGAUGGACGACGGUGGCGGCACCGAUUCCCCCGAACCCUCCGGCGCCGGCGGCAAGAAGGAGAACGCGGGGGACUUCAAGAAGCUGCAGUCGCUGUUGAUGCAACUCCGCAAGUGCUGCAACCACCCGUACCUCUUCGCGGGCACCGACGUCCCGGAGGAUGGCGUACCCGUCGAGGAGCUGGUGGAGGCCUCGGGGAAACUCGCGGUGCUGGACCGCAUCCUGAAGCGGCUGAAGGAUCAGGGGCACAGGGUGGUGCUGUUCUCGCAGUUUACGUCGAUGCUGGACAUACUCAGCGAUUUUCUAACGCUGCGCGGGUACCAAUUCGCGAGGUUAGACGGGAGCACCAACCGAGUGCAGCGGUCGAUCGACAUCGCCGCGUUUAACCGCCCAAACUCCCCGAUGUUCGCCUUCCUGCUGUCCACCAGGGCGGGCGGCCUCGGCGUCAACCUGCAGACGGCGGACACGUGCGUUUUGUACGAUUCCGAUUGGAACCCGCAGGUUGACACGCAGGCGAUGGCGAGGGUGCACCGCAUCGGGCAGAAAAAGCCGGUUCACGUGUAUCGCCUGGUCACCGCGGGCACCGUCGAGGAGCGCAUGCAGCAGCGAGCGGAGAAGAAGCUCUUCUUGGAGCAGAUGGUCAGCCGCGGCAGCACCAAGCAGGCUGAGAACAUGGAGGGCGUGGACAAGAACGACCUCUACGGAAUGUUGCGAUUCGGCGUCGACGCGAUUUUUUCCAAGGACGCCGGCGAACCCCCCACCGACGCCGACCUGGAGAUUCUGAUGGACAGGACCCCGGGCGGGGCGGAUCGACGGAAAGAGCUCGCGAACCUGCAGUCGGAGGUGCAGCACACCGUCGCCGAUUUCGCCGAAGGGAAAGCCGAGGCUGCGCCCAUAUCCACCUACGUGCUGCCCGAGCAGCUCAGGGUCGGCGAGGCCGGUGAGGAUAGCAAGGCUUCGAAGAAGGCGCAGAGCAUGAAGGACAUCGCCGCGGAGUUUCAGGCGCAGAUCGUCACCGGGAAACGGUCCCGGACAAAGACCACGAUUGAGGUUGACGGCCACACCGUGCUCAAGGCUAACAACUACUCCCUGGAGGAGGGCGAGCAGAGCGUGUUUGCCCGCGAGACCAAGAAGAAGGCCCAAGCCGAGAAACGCAGCCGCGCGCAGGUGGCGGGUCGCGAUUACGGCCACUCGUUCACGUGCCAGCACUGCUGGGACGGCGGUGACAUCGUCUGCUGCGACCUGUGCCCCGUCAGCGUCCACGCCGAGUGCAUCGGCGUCACGCAGCACGAACUCGCCAAGGCGACGCGAUGGGCGUGUCCGCACCACUCGUGCCACGAAUGCGGGCGCAAAGCCGCGGCGGUCGGUGGGAUGCUGUUCCGAUGCGAGGCGUGCGUGCACGCCUACUGCGAGGACCACCUGCCGAACGAGGCUGAGAUUAUCGGGCAGUGUAAAAGGUUCCAGGCGCUCGGUCAGCGACACCCGGCGCAGGCGUGCUUCAUACGCUGCUCCGAGGAGUGCAUCCAGUGGGCGAAGGAGCGAAGGCUGGAGGAGGGCGGCGAGGAGGCCGAGGAGGCGGCGGGAUGGACGAUCGGCGCUAAGGUGGCGCUCACCGACGCGUGGAUCGAGGAGCGCGACCACGAGAUUGAGCUCCCGUUGGAUCCCCAGCCGGGCGGCAGGAGCAAGCCCCUCGCGCACGCGACGUUCACGGAUCUCGUUCACUUUCUGCUGAGACAGGAGGGGCCCAAGCGCAAGGACGCGGCCGCGGCGGCUCGCCGACGCAAGAAGGAGGCGACGCCGGGGUCCAACGCGGGUGAACCCGCGUCGUGGGAGGAGGAGAUUGAGGAGAUGGAUCCGCAACCCGGGGAGACGAUCGAGGUUGCCGGCGUCAGGGUUUACUACACCAAGGGUUCGCAAAAGCUCGACGAGAUCGCCAAGGACAACGAGCUGGAGCCCAAGGACUUACUGACGUGGAACAAGGCGGACCUCCCGGGUCUCACGCGAAAGGCGUACCUCCUCGAGAAUACUCGCGUGUGGCUCGGACCGAAGCCGCAGGCGCAGGCGAGGGAGGACGAGGACCCUGAGGCUGAGCGCCGGCGCCGGCACGAGGAGCUGCAACUCGCCAGGCUCGCCGCCGAGAACGCGGGGAUAAACUUCGACAAGAAACCCAGGGGCGACGACGAGUCCGCGGACGAGCCGAUGGUCCUCGGUAGGCCCCUCAAGGGUCUCCGGCAGAAGGACAUCGACCCGACGGAACGCGAGGCGAUCAUGGCCGAGAUGUUCAAGCGCGUUAGGCCGCUUCUGGAGCGCAACAUCGAACGCGCCCGCGAGCGGGAGAAGAAGCGGCGCGAGGAGGAGGCGAAGGAACACGAGGAGCAGCGCAAGCAGGAGCAGAUCCGCGCCGAGCGCCUGCUUCGGCGCACCGAGGGCAUACCCGUGCACCUGCUCUCCGCCACGGCUUCGGAUUUCCGAAGCGUUGGCAAGACGGCGUCCUCGUACGACGCCCCGCACGGCGGCGACAUCGCCGACGACACGAUGCGAGCGAUGGAGGAUCUCAUCGUCCGGUUGCUCAGGGCCCGGAACGCCAUCGAUCCCGACGGCGAACGCGUCACCGCCGCCGAGGUCAAGGUGAUGAUGGCCAGAGCGUCGAGGUGUCAAGGCGAUGACGGCGCCAAGGCGACGUUGGACGCGUCGCGGACCCGGUGGGAGCACGCCGAGCUCGGCGAGGCCCUGGGGUUCGUCCUCGCCGUCUGUUCCCUGGAGCGAGCCGGAAAGAUCGCGCUGAAGAGGAGCGACAAGUACCCGGAGGCUGUCGACCUCGCGGCGAUGCGCCUGACUUUGCCCGUGCCCGAGGUUGGACCCGACCCCGCCGCCGACGCCGCCGCGGCGAAAGCCGCGGCGUCGGAGCAGACCGAGGGCAUCGCGCCGGCGCACGACGUCAGGGUGCAGUGCGGCGACCUGUGCGGGUCGCUGGUCCCGGGCGGGAAGCGCGGCGACGAGCAGGUCAAGUACGCCGAGCCCGGCGGGGACGGUUCCACUUUUUCCAUCGUCCCGGCGACGGAAUUUGAACGCCUCGGCGGCCGCGGAUCCACGCGCAAGUGGCGACAGUCGCUGCGUUACGUCGGCGACCUGAGCGUGGGCACCGCGGAACACGGCGUGCCGGUGGGCCGGUUCCUCCGCGAGAUUGGCGGCGCUUGGCGCGACAGCGUCGUCGGCCGAGCCGUGGAGGUGUCCGCGGCGGAUGCCAUCGAUCGUUUCUACGCCGCGGAGGUGACGGGGUUCAAAGCCGACAGCGGCGAGCACGAGAUCAUGUACGCGGACGGCAACAGGGACUGGAUAUACCUGUGCCUGCAGACCACGCGGUGGCCCGACGGCGUCCCGCCGAGGUUGGCGCCCGAGGCUAAGGGUGUCGACGGCGCCGACACAGCUGGCGGCGGCUCGGGGGAUGCCAAGAAGCGAUCGUCCGGGGGCGGCAAGAGCAAGUCCAAGGGCACGAAGGGCGGCCGCGGGUUGCGAUUCGACCCGUCGCAGAUGGCGCGCGCGGAGGCUCCCGAGCCGACGGCGCCUACCGGACCGCCGCGGGGCGAGCAAACCGUCGACGGGGGCUUCAGGGCGUAUUACUCCGCGGAUGGGGAGACGCUCGAUGAGGCGUGCGCUAACCUCAAGGCGGACUUCAGGGACGUUCUCGCGUGGUCCAGGCCCUUCGUCCCCAUGCUCACCAGGCACGUCAAGCUGAGGGAGGGAACCCGACUGUGGCUGCAGGAGGUUAACGUCGUGGACGCGCCGCCGCCGCGGAGGGAGGGGGGCGGGGUGGCGGAGACGAGGACGCCGUACCAGCCGCCGGCGCCGAACGGUGCCGAGCUGGGCGCCGAGGGGAACGGUGCCGAGAGGGGUGCCGAGGGGGGUGCCGAGCCGAUGGACACCGCCGCCGCGGACGGCUCGCCCGCCGUCGGCGAGAAGCGCAAGGCUGACGGCGAGGCGGGCGAGGGCGAGGGCGAGGGCGAGGGCGGCGCCAAGCCGCCGCCGAAAAAGAAAAAGAAGAAGAAGCCCAAGCCGGGAGCCGCCAACAAGCCGAAACCGGGCGAUCACGAGGAGGACAUCGCCGCCGAGGUGGAAGCCUCCUGCGUGAUCAAGGCGACGCCCGUGCCCGUCGUCUUCAACGGGCUCACGGCGACGUUCGCGGCUGGGUGCGUGUCCGGGGAGGUGGAAUUCGCGAUUCGACUUCCCGACCCUCCUCCCGAGCCCGAGCCCGAGCCCGUCCCGGUGCCCGAGACCGAACCCCCCGGAGACGCGGACGGACCGACGCAAACGACCCAAAGCGGAGGGACGCCUCCGACGACGACGACCGUUACGACGACCGUUACGACGAACAAGGCUGAGACUGAGCGCAAGACGCCCGGACCGCGGUUCGAGUACCUCACGCUCGAGGAGUUUUUCAUUCGCGCGGGCCAAUCAGCCGCCGACGUCGCCGCGUGCGUCGCCAGCUGGCGGGAGACGAUUCGCUACGGCGGCGACGACGCUCCGGCUGACACGCCCAUCGGCGGCUGGCUGCAACGCCGGGGCGCGACGUGGGGCAAGGCGUCCGUGGGGUACCAGUGCGAGGUUUUGAACCCGGACGCGGCUCGUUCGGGCGGGAGCAGCGCGCUGAUGGAGAAGCAGGGGGGAACCAGCUGGAGGGUCGGUGAGGUUGUCAACUUCGACGUCGCCACCGGCGAGCACGAGGUUUCUUUCCUCGACGGGUCCGAGGUGCGGUGCCACCUGUUUUUGCAGACGAUGCGAUGGCUCCCGACCAAGUACGAGCCCUUCGGCACGGUCCCGGAGCCCCCCCCCGAGGGCGGCGGGAUGAUGAUGGCGUCGCCGCCGCUUCCCGUCGGCUGCGGCGGCAUGCGCGGGAUGCUCCUCCCGGGUGGGAAAAGAGGCGAGGAGCUCGUUCGAUACGCCGCGCCCCGCGACGCGUCCACGCCGGGGGUCAUGGCCGAGUUUACCGUCCCGGCGACGGAGUUUGAGCGCCUGGGGGGCAAGGGCACCGCCAAGAAGUGGCGCCAGUCCCUCCGGCUCGUCCACGUCGGGUCGUACAAGUUGGGGGAGACGAUGGGUCGGUGGCUGCGGACGCUCGGGAAUCUCACCGGCGACGCGUCCGUGGGGCGCCACCUCGAGAUAUUCUGGCCGGGCGACGGCGCCUUUUACGGCGGCACCGUCGCCGCCUACAAGACGGAGACCGGGGAGCACGAGGUGUACUACGACGACGGGGGUAAGGAGACGCUGCAGCUGAGCAUGCAGACGGUGCGGUGGGGUCCCGUGCCCGCGCCGGGGGCGAGGGAACGCAUGCUCAAGCUCGUCGCCGAGGAGACGGAGCGCGCGAAGAACGAGAAGGGGAAGAAGAAGAGCGGCGGCGGCGGCGGCGGAGGAGGAGGAGGCGGCGGCGGCGGGGGAGGCCGAUCGGGCGGCGGCGUCACAGCCGGCGGCGACAACGACGAGUGGAUCGCGUGCGACUCGUGCGGCAAGUGGCGCAAGGUGCCCGCGUGGACGGCCAAGUCCCUGGGCGACGACGACAAGUGGCACUGCGCGGACCACCCCGACGGGGCAUUCGCAUCGUGCGACGUGCCCGAGGAAAAGUACGAAUAG
Molecule: messenger RNA, 7914 nt
Organism: Micromonas commoda
Lineage: Eukaryota; Viridiplantae; Chlorophyta; Mamiellophyceae; Mamiellales; Mamiellaceae
Product: SNF2 super family
Exons: 2
Coding region: 1-7914 (2637 amino acids)
Biological process (GO): regulation of transcription by RNA polymerase II; nucleosome organization
Cellular component (GO): chromatin; nucleus
Molecular function (GO): ATP hydrolysis activity; chromatin binding; DNA binding
Source: RefSeq, a predicted model, not a curated record